Geodia barretti is the source of this 380-nucleotide messenger RNA. The record is from the annotation of a GenBank genome assembly. Lineage: Eukaryota; Metazoa; Porifera; Demospongiae; Tetractinellida; Geodiidae.
UAGAGCUCUCUGUCUUGCUUGGGCUGCUGCAAUAGAAAACUUGUGGUGGCUGUCUCUGACUAAAAAUGCCCGUAGUCCGGGUUCCAGUGGUGCACAGGUUUGGUAUUGUGUCUGUGUCUCGUGCGGAGCAGCUCCUGCGGGAAGGUCAAAGAAACAACACAGACAAACACCCGCCCGCGACUUCACGACCUGUCGUGAAAAACACCGCACCUACGAAGAUAUCUCAAUCCUUUAUCGAGAAGUACAAUAAAGCAUCAGACAAUGAGAGAGGCAAACUGGACAGAAUCGUGCAGAGAACAUUCCUACAGGCAAAGUACAAGACAGGUCUGCACAAGUCUCAGGGAGGAGGAGAGAGAGGUGGGCGCAGGGAAACAACAGCA